Molecule: messenger RNA, 947 nt
Organism: Pyricularia grisea
Lineage: Eukaryota; Fungi; Ascomycota; Sordariomycetes; Magnaporthales; Pyriculariaceae
Exons: 2
Coding region: 1-417 (138 amino acids)
Source: RefSeq, a predicted model, not a curated record
AUGUACAUAGUGACCCGCUCCCACAAGGCCAACAACCGCAACCACGCCGCUCUUGCCAACGGUACUGCUCUCCCUGAGGAGCAUAUCCCCAAGUAUUUUGCCAAGCACGGCUUUCUUGAUAACGAGCCUAAGAAGAUCAAGAAAAACGGCGGUGGUCGCUCCAACUGGGGUAACGCUGGCGAGGAAGUUCUCGACGAGAAUUUCACCUUUGCUCAUGCCCGCCGUCGGUCCAACAGCAGCAGCUACACCAGUGGUCAGUAUGACUUCAAGACCAAGUUUGACGUGAACGAGCCGGAGCCCGUGUUCGAGGAGAGCAUGGGCGCUGAGCUUGAUGACGAGGACACUUUAGCCAAGACGGACACCUCGUCCAGCAACGGCAGUGUCAACGGCGAGGACAAGAUGACCAAGAGCCUCUAAGUCUCUUUAUGCCAAUGUUACAAUGCCAACGACGGAAAAGAGAUUCCGCCCGUUAAAAGGGAAUUUUCUUUGAUCUAUUGUAUGCAAACAACCUGUGACGGUAUGGCUUCCAUUCCCUGGCGGACGGAACGGUCGUUGCCUUGUAAAACUCUUAUGUAUUUUGUUUUCAAAUUCGGUCGGUACCUGGAAUUGGGGGGCGUACAGGUGACUUUCAGAUCUGAUAUCUGGGCUUUCUCAUUAGCUUGUUCAUGACAUUAUGAUCGACUCUUACUGGCAGGGUGGAGGAAACGGAUUCUGUAGAGGAUCCGAUGCUACCACCACAAAGAUGUGUUCUGGUCUACGCGAAUACGUCAAACGACCAAUUAAAUGUAAAGUAUUUUGAACUUGAUGACGGUCUGGACGAGCAACAAGGUGAAGUGCUUGCGCAAGUAUGAUGCAGAUAAGAAUUAACAACAGCCUAUUUAGCACAGCGACUGAUAAUGUUGUACGACGGUAAUGACGUUAGAAUCCGGGUCCGGUAUUGAAGCCGG